Molecule: messenger RNA, 3238 nt
Organism: Monodelphis domestica (gray short-tailed opossum)
Lineage: Eukaryota; Metazoa; Chordata; Mammalia; Didelphimorphia; Didelphidae
Source: RefSeq, a predicted model, not a curated record
UUUUUCCCCUUCCCCCCACCCGCGGCCCCGGAAGCCGGAGCCCGUGAGGACGCCAUGGAGAAGUACGAGCGGAUACGGGUGGUGGGGAGAGGCGCCUUCGGGAUCGUGCACCUUUGCCUGCGGAAGGCCGACCAGAAGCUGGUGAUCAUCAAGCAGAUCCCCGUGGAGCAGAUGACCAAGGAUGAGCGGCUGGCGGCCCAGAACGAGUGCCAAGUGCUCAAGCUGCUGAACCACCCCAACGUGAUCGAGUACUACGAGAACUUCCUGGAGGACAAGGCCCUCAUGAUCGCCAUGGAGUACGCGCCAGGCGGCACGCUGGCCGAGUACAUCCAGAAGCGCUGCAACUCCCUGCUGGAUGAGGAGACCAUCCUGCACUUCUUCGUGCAGAUCCUGCUGGCCCUGCACCACGUGCACAGCCACCUCAUCCUGCACCGAGACCUCAAGACCCAGAACAUCCUGCUGGACAAACAGCGCAUGAUCGUCAAGAUUGGCGACUUCGGCAUCUCCAAGAUUCUGAGCAGCAAAAGCAAGGCCUACACGGUGGUGGGGACCCCGUGUUACAUCUCCCCCGAGCUGUGCGAGGGCAAACCCUACAACCAGAAGAGUGACAUCUGGGCCCUGGGCUGCGUCCUCUACGAGCUGGCCAGCCUCAAGAGGGCCUUCGAGGCGGCGAACCUCCCAGCCCUGGUCCUGAAGAUCAUGAGCGGCACGUUCGCGCCCAUCUCAGAUCGCUACAGCACGGAGCUCCGACAGCUGGUGCUGAGUCUGCUGAGCCUGGAUCCCGCCCGGCGGCCCCCGCUGAGCCACAUCAUGGCCCAGCCCCUGUGCAUCCGGGCGCUGCUCAAUCUCUACACCGAUGUGGGCAGCGUCAGGAUGAAGAGGGUGGAGAAGCCCCUGGGCGGGGUGCCCCCUAUGCCAUGCGGCCGAGCAGGCAGUAGGCCCGGCGGAGCCCGAUCCCGAGGUGAGGCCUUGAACAGUAACACCACAGUCCGGUGGAGCCGGCCAGGUGUGCCCCAGGGGCCGCCCCGGCCAGCCAUCCCCCCUCCCCUGUCCUCUGUCUACACCUGGGGCGGCGGGCUCAGCGUGCCCACGAGGCUGCCCAUGCUCAACACGGAAGUGGUCCAGGUCUCGGCCGGGCGCACCCAGAAGGCCGGAGUCACCCGGUCGGGCCGCCUCAUCCUGUGGGAGGCGCCCCCCAUGGGCGUGGGGGGAGGCGUCCUGCUGCCCGGAGCUUUGGAGCAGCCGCAGCCCCAGUUCAUCUCGCGGUUCCUGGAGGGCCAGUCGGGUGUGACCAUCAAGCACGUGGCCUGCGGGGACCUCUUUACCGCCUGCCUCACGGACCGAGGCAUCAUCAUGACUUUCGGCAGUGGCAGUAAUGGCUGCCUGGGCCAUGGCGGCUUCACCGACCUCAGCCAGGUGGGUGCGCUCUUUGGGGGAGGCCCCGUUGGAAGGUGCCUCCUGGGCGGUCAGAGGGGAAUCCCGGAUCCUGGCAGGUGGCAAGAUGGGGAUUUAAAGAGACGCCACCCUGAGGGGAUUUCUAGCCUGGGGUGGGGACCGAGUGAUACAAGGGGGGCUUUUGGGGGGAGCCUCCCUGGGCCUCCAGCUCUGGGGGAAGGCCAAGGAAAGGCAGUCGGCUCGGGGUCCCAUUUCCCCUCUCCUUUCCCCUUUCAGCCUACAAUUGUGGAGGCCCUGCUGGGCUACGAGAUGGUGCAGGUGGCCUGUGGGGCCUCCCACGUCCUGGCCCUCUCCACAGAGCGAGAGCUGUUUGCCUGGGGCCGUGGGGACGGUGGCCGCCUGGGGCUGGGCACCAGGGAGUCCCACAGCUCCCCUCAGCAGGUGCCCGUGCCCCCGGAACAGGAAGCCCAGUGGGUUGUGUGUGGCAUUGACUCCUCUAUGAUCCUCACGGUGCCUGGCCGGGCCCUGGCCUGCGGGAGCAACAGGUUUAACAAGCUGGGGUUGGACCGAGUGUCCCCUGGAGAGGAGCCCGCCCCGCCUGAGCAGGUGGAAGAAGCCCUGAGCUUUAUGCCCCUUGGCUCUGUCCCCCUGGACUCAGAGCCGCUGGUCAGUGUCGACGUGGGCACUGCCCACUCCGCUGCCGUAACAGCCUCCGGAGAAUGCUACACAUUUGGCAGCAACCAGCACGGGCAGCUGGGCACCAGUGCCCAACGGGGCAGCCGAGCCCCGUGCUUGGUGGCAGGGCUCCAGGGCAUCAAGGUGGUGAUGGUGGCUUGUGGGGACGCCUUCACUGUGGCCAUUGGUGCAGAAGGAGACGUGUACACCUGGGGCAAAGGUGCCCGCGGCCGCCUGGGCCGGAAGGAUGAAGAUGCUGGGCUCCCCCGGCCUGUGCAGUUGGAUGAGGCUCAUCCCUACACAGUGACCUCCGUGGCCUGUUGCCAUGGGAACACCCUGCUGGCCAUCCGCCCUGCCACAGAGGAAUCCAUCCCGCCUUGAGGAUCUCAGGCCACAAGAGAGAACAGAUACCUCCCCCUCUCCCUCCUCGCCACCCCCAGCUGGUACUGGGUAGCGCCAGCUGGCUGCCUUCCACGUGGGCAGUGCCCCCGGGCCUUGGGGCAUUGCCUCUAAGCUGCCAAAGGCCAAAAGCAUCUGGACCCCGUAUUCUAGGGCUCCCCUCUAGUCCCGCGCAGGGCACAAGCCUUCCCCAGGAUUGGACACGCCAGUCUUGCUCCCCCAGCUCCUUCUUCAGCCCCUGCUCUGCCAUGCUAGGCCUGCCACCGCCCUACCUGGGGGCCUUCCGGCCUGCUUUGGAUUCCUGAAAGCGGUGAACAACCUGCAGGCAGGGAUGGGGCAGCUACCAUGCCAGGCCUCCAGGAGACGGGCAUGGAGUGUUUCCCCAAGACACGUCCACAGGCCAGGACGGGAGGCAAUUCCUGGCUUUGGACCGUGUGGAGCCUGGAUGCCAGGGACGCAGGGCGCAGGGCUCCCGGGUCCAAGACUGAAGAGGCAAGUUUAGGCCUGUCCCUCCACCUGCCUGGGGGAGGGAGACCAUCAGGAAGGGCAGCUGCCACCCCCACACCUGGCAGCCCCAGUGGGUAUCGGAGAUUCCUGGGGGGCACCCGCAAAGGCAGGGCAAAGCUGGACGCGGCACAGAAGCCUCUGGCAAGCUUUGCCCCUUUUGGGGGUCUCCAGGCCUUCCUGACAGGCCUCUCCCCAGGCUUGUGCUGGAAGGGGCAUCUGCGCGUGCCCCCACAGUGGCUCGAAUAAAGGGGGCCAAAGACCA